Trypanosoma grayi is the source of this 1863-nucleotide messenger RNA. RefSeq lists its product as hypothetical. Bases 1 to 1863 code for a protein of 620 amino acids. Gene Ontology annotation, molecular function: lipid binding. Lineage: Eukaryota; Euglenozoa; Kinetoplastea; Trypanosomatida; Trypanosomatidae. The record is from RefSeq and is a predicted model, not a curated record. The transcript has a single exon. Gene Ontology annotation, cellular component: endoplasmic reticulum.
AUGCCGCUUCUGCUUCCAUUCCUGUGCGGCGCCAUCGGUGGUGCGGUGACAACGCUCUUCGUUUUCGCCUUUGUCUUCCUCAAGAUUGAGGAAUUGCUGCAGAGCACUGUGCGGCGCAGGGAGGAAAAGGCGCUGCAGUACAAAGAGACCGCCGCCGCAAGUGACGGGGCACUCCAGUCGAAGGUGCAGGCGGUAUGCUCGAUGGCGUGCUUCGACAACAACAUUGUGGGGCACACCAUUCCUGUCCGUGCCGUUCUCUACGGCAGAACCAUUUACGUGUACCGCGUCGACAGCGACAGCACGGCGGGCGGGGAGGAGCACCCGGACACGGCACGGGAGUAUUUGAUUGGAAAGAUCAACACCGUCACGGUCGCCAGCUCGUCGGAGAAGGUGUCCAAGUACCACCGCCACACGGGCAUGACACGGCACGCACCGGUGCGGGGGAAGUGCCUUGUGCUGCGCCGCAAAGAGGGUCUCCCACUCUUUCUGCAGGACCCAGUGGCGGAGUUGGCACGCCAGCACCAGCGGCAAUAUGAGCAACAACGGCGGUUGGAGGAAAAGGAAUAUCAACUGAAGGAAGAACGCCGCUUCGGUACACUACGCCAUCACCGCCAUGGUCACGGCAACAGCAGGAGGAACAAGCAUCACGACGCCAUUCACCGCCAGGGUUAUGCGAUGGGGGAGGGCAGCACUAACGUCAUCGACUACAGCAACAGCGACGGUGCCGAUGUGGCCAUUGCUGGUGCGAAUCAUGGUGAAGCUGAACAUAGCUUUUCUGAUGAGAGAGACCACGACGACUUCGGCACGUGGACGGCUGUGCUGUUCAAGCUGCCAACCAGGCGCGAGCUGGAGCGCUGGCUCAACCUCCUCCAGACUACUCCACAAUCGGAGGAGUGGCGUGGGUUCAUCAAACGCCUACCGCAAAUUGACGUGUUUAACCUCGUCAUGGCCCGCCUCUUCUUCGAGAACACCCGCACCAGCGGACUACAGGAUCUCUUCGUAGGCAAACUGCGCCGCAAGCUGCGCAAGGUGUCAAGCAAGCUCCCAAAACACAUGCAAGGGGAAAUUUUGCUCGAUCGAUUAGAGCUCGGCGACGAGAUUCCGCUGAUUCACGACGUGAGUGAGCCGAGCGUAUCACCGAACGGUGAACUUGAGUUUGAUUUUGAUCUUCUCUACCGCGGCGGGCUGCAGCUGAGCCUCCGCUUCUCCAUUACAUACCGCGGCGUGCGGGUGCCGGACAUCAUCUUCAAAGUGAAGAUGCUCGAGCUGUCGAACCGGAUGCGGCUCAGCGUCGGGCCGCCGCCGACAGGCAAGAUUUGGGUCGGCAGCUCGCGGCUCCCGCAGCUGCGGCUGGAGUUCACACAGGAGGUCGCCUCCCAUGACGGCCUGCUGAACGCUGUGCUGAAGCUGAUGCCCGACAUGAGCGUUGUCAUGACGAACGUGGUGAAGGUGAAGCUCUUCGAAGACAUGCUGCUGCCAUCGAUGGAGGACUUCCCACUGCCGUGCUUUAGCUACUCGCCCAACUCGUCGGACCGGGACUCGCCGGUGACGGACCUCAACACCGCUGGCUCCUCCAGCAUCGACGAGCGUUGCCGGCUAAAUUCCAUGCCGCCCUUUACGGUCACCGACACGCGCCAGAUCUUCUCGUUGGCGGCAGUAGAAGCAACAGACGUCAAUGGUGCGGGCGUGCGGCCACUCGAUAUCGAGAUGAUAAAUGACGAGACCGCAAGUUUUGUUUCGUCGGGCGCCUCGUCGACGUUAGUGCCGGGCUCGUCGGUAAGUGCGCCGUGGCGACGCGUGAAGUCAUCGAAGGCGAAGCAGUCGGGCGCUGAAGCAAAGGACGCCGCCAAGAAGAAUGUAUGA